GUGAGACCGAGAGCCUGAAGCUGUUGGAGAGCCCUGGGGCAUCCCGUGCCGCCGCCAUGUGACGGAAUGCCGACACCCUUCGAAGUCCAGGAGCAUGCUCGCUCCUGUUCGGCCUCUUCGACAGACCGCUAUGUAGGCACGGAGGCUCCGAAGCCGGAGGAGGGCUUGCGCGACGAGCAAUACUGGCGUCAGGCCAUUGAGAAGGAUUAUGAGAUGCUUGGUCACGCGCCGCUGGCCUUGCGCCAAGAUCGGGAGCUGCUCUCGAAGCUGCUGGCGAAGCACGGACUUGCGCUGAUGCACUGCACCGGACUGCGCGGCGACCGGUCGCUGGUCCUCACGGCAGUGCGGCAGAACGGUGGCGCCUUCGCGUACGCCGAGCCCGCGCUGCGGGGCGACCGAGGCUUGGCGCUGGAGGCCGUGCAACGGAGUGGGCUGGCACUGCAGUUUGCCUCGGAGUCCCUUCGCAAUGACAAGGAGCUCGUGAUGCAGGCCGUGGAGCACUGUGGUUUCGCGCUACAGUUUGCGCCUCCAGUGCUCCGGGAGGACUUGCAAGUGGCCAUGAAGGCGGUGAGGCAGAACGGGGACGUCUUGAAGCUCCUGUCCAAAGAGCUGAGGGCCAAUCCGAAGCUGGUCUUGGAGGCCCUGAAGUCCUCGGCGCCCGCCAGCCUCGAGGUCGAGAACCUCUCGGACAGCGAGCUGGCACUGGCGCUCGAGGCGCGUGGGAGCCCGCUCCGGCAUGCUGACCUGCCGCUGCGCGCAGAUCGGCAUGUGGUGCUGGAGGCCGUGAAGCAGGAUGGCUCCGCCCUCUUUUUUGCCGAUGAGGCCUUGAAAGAGGAUCGUGGCCUGGUGCAACAGGCGGUGCGGCGCACCGGCUGGGCGCUCCGCCUGGUGCCGAGCAAGUGGCGGAAGGAUCGAGCGCUGGCUUUGGAGGCGGUGGAAAAGGAUGCAGUGGCCCUCAAGUUCGUUGCUGAGGAGCUUCAGCAGAACGCCGGCUUCGUGUGUGAAGCUGUGUCCAGGAAUGGAGACGCACUUCGCUACGUGGGUUCAGAGUUCCUUUGGGACCUGAAGGUCGUGCAGUGUGCUGUGCGUCAGAACGGCCUGGCGCUGCGCUUUGCCGUGCCGGAGCUGCGCUCCGACCUCUCGCUGGUGCGCGAGGCCACGAAGAGCACUCCCAAGGCGUUCGCCUAUGCCUGUGGGCCUUUGAAGUGGGACCGGCCGCUGGUCACCGAGAUGCUUAGUCUCGAUGGGACUCUUCUGCAGCACUUGCCGCAGGAGCUCCGCUGUGAUCGAGAUGUCGUCACUGCGGCUGUGCAGCAGAAGGGCCGGGCCAUCAUGUGGGCGUCUGGAUCUCUGAAGCAGGACGUGACUGUGGCCCUCGAGGCCGUGAAACAGGACGGCACCGCGCUGCAGCUUGUUUCGGAGGCAGUGAAAUCCUUUCGGAAUGUGGGGUUGGAGGCGGUGAAGCAAACCACAGAGGCUCUGCAGUUCGUCGACAAGCACCUCAGAAGCGAUGUGGAUUUCGCCAUCGCGAUCACGCAGAGCAACCCCGAGGUGGCGGACGCUGCGGCUGCAGAGCUGGAGGUUCCCACGGAAUGCCUGCUCUCCAUUGCCCGCAAGGCAGAGCUACGCUUCGAGAAGGAGGCCAUGCUGGAGAUGAUCCGCGAGAGCGGAUGGAGGUGCUUGCGCUUGGCGGGCAGCACAGUACGUCAAGAGGAAGAGGUUCAGAAAGCAGCCGUGGAACAGAGUUGGCGCUCAGUGAAAUGGAUGCUGGAACCCACGCUGGCAGUCGUCCUGACCGCUGUUGGGCAAGACUUGGCGGCGGCCGAGCUUUUGGGGAGCAUUGAGGAGAACAUGAAGGCGAUUGUGGCCAUGAACCACCCGGAGGUCAUUAAGUACCCGGCCUUCGCUGGGCGGACGCCCCUGCUCGCGGCGCUGCGGCAGAACGGGCAGCUCCUGCAGUUCGCCACCCCUGAGCUGCGCGAGGACUUUAAGGUGGUGGAGGCUGCGUUGAGUCAAUCGCCACAGGCGAUCCGUUUCGCGCGUGGCGCUGCCCUGGCCAAGUUGAAGGCCCAGCAGCAGGCCACGGCGCCCAUCUUGAGCUCUCCAGCGGCCACCCAGCAGGCAGAUUUGCUCCCCUGGGCCGCUGGCAAGCAGGAGAGGGCUGGCGCAGUGCGGCUGGGCUGGAAUCACAGGUUGGGAAGUUAAUUGAAUUGGUUCUUGUUUAUUCUAUCUAUAUAAUCCUAUAGUGCCGUAACUAAACGACAGUGUGGCCCGAAAGCACAGCAACAGACAGUUCUAACAGUCUUUGAAGAUGAUAAAGGCUGACGGAAAUCAAUCCCAGGUAGAUUUCUACAGGCACUGUGGUCUGAACAGAUGGUCAUGAUGACCAUGACAUCAUGAAGAUGAAGGGGUACGGUACUGGCGGUUUCGAGAAAUUCCCUCAUUCACAAGCAAUCCAUGCAUGGACGAGCAGUUUGCAGCAACUUCAAUCAGAAGCAACCAUGUUUUUUCCUUGGAAUCUAUGUCACUUCAGGUAAAUCCCAUUCGCAAAGGAUGCUGCUAGCAGUGUGCUACCAAAUGAGUUGUCAACAAGUGAAAUGAAUGCCACCACAAAACACGCACUCCUGGGCACAACCCCACCGUUUGAAGAUGAAGCCUACAGCUGAUACGCUUAGAUCGAUGCGCCUGUAUCUAUACGCCUAGACCUAGACUAUACGCCUACAUCUGAUGCGCCUUCAUUUGUACGCCUACAGCCUAGAGUCCUAGAGGUAAUCCGCCUGCAUUUCUGUCCAUUUGUGUACACUGACUUGCAUACACAGACAUUUGAUAUGAACCGUGAUGAUGAUGACGACGAAGAAUAUGAUGAUUAUCAUCAUGAAGGCGACGAUGUGGAACAUGAAGUUGACAGCUGUUCUUUACGAAGAACCCUUCGCAGGCGCUUGAGGGCACAAAGCUGUGUGAGGAUGAUUCUUACCUUGCGAAAUGGAGGGACGGGUCAGUGGACGGUGAGUGGAACAAUCUGGAAGUGGGGAUGAAUAGGGAGACCCCCCAAUGGAUUUGGAGUCAUUUUCCUUGUGGCAGGUGGUGGUAGGUGGUAGGUGGUCUAGUCAACAGUCUCCAAAAUACAAAAACACACCGUUUGUGGUGCAUGCCCCAACCCACGUCCCUGAUGUGGAUCUUCGCUCGUCGCAGCCCGGGUUGAUGGCAGGCUAGAUUUCCUCUAUAAACCAUGGACCCUCGGGGUCGCCUCUUUAGAUCUAUAAAAUGCACCUCUUGGUUUGGGGUUUGCCGUUCGAGAACGGUACAAUCAGCUGCCCGUAUUUGCAUGUCAGGACGAUGCAUCCCGCAUCGACUGGUGUUGUUGCGUCUGGGGGCCUCAACUCGCGGAAGCUAGCGGCAGCUAGUUGGAGUUAUUCUUGCUUUGCGGAUGGAAUGACCUGCCCAGUAAUAUAUGUUAACAUCAUCGUUCGCUGGCCGGCUCCCUGAAUUAGAUUUUUUGAGGCUUCGGUCUUAUUAAUGUCCAUCUUACAAAACCAAGAACUCCUUGACUGAGGCAGCCGGCGAAGAGUCGCCCUGGCAACAGCUCUAGCUGAGUGCUCCAGUUGCCUGGCGCGAGCGGAAUGGAAGCAGGGGAACUUUUAUACGGCGGGUGGCGAAGCAGUUCUAUAAGGCCUGUCCGAUGAAAGAGAUUGUGCCAUACUGCUGCACCUC
Durusdinium trenchii is the source of this 3711-nucleotide messenger RNA. The record is from the annotation of a GenBank genome assembly. Lineage: Eukaryota; Dinophyceae; Suessiales; Symbiodiniaceae.